Messenger RNA from Knipowitschia caucasica, 303 nucleotides. Lineage: Eukaryota; Metazoa; Chordata; Actinopteri; Gobiiformes; Gobiidae. The record is from the annotation of a GenBank genome assembly.
AUGGGCGCCGCAUGGACGCCGCAUGGACGCCGCAUGGACGCCGCAUGGACGCCGCAUGGACGCCGCAUGGACGCCGCAUGGACGCCGCAUGGACGCCGCAUGGACGCCGCAUGGACGCCGCAUGGACACGCUCAGCAACCAAACUUCAACAACAGUGCUGAGACAGAGACUCCCAAAACCCACUGGUCCACAACCGCAAAGGUACCGUCCUCAGAUGCCCUCCACAGCUGCAUCAAAACUAUUCCCCUCCAGCUUCACAUCAGCAUCCUCCCGUCAGACUGCGCUUUCCUCCUCACCCAUUAA